AUGUUAAUUCUGAGGAUCGCAUUUACCUUUUUGCACAAGGACUUUUUCCGAACCUUCCCCAGGUUGUGGUUCCGUUCUCCAACCUCGUCGUUCUUUUGGAAAUUGUUCCGAGGGAACACCUUAUCCUCAAACCAUUCGUCCAGUGACACAGCGCUACAGCUCCCAAGAACCACCCAUUAUAGUCAUAAUGAUGAAAAGGGUUCCGGGCUUUCUUCUUUUUCUUGUGUUAACAAAAGGGUUGGCAUAAAUUUUGAGAAAACCCCUCCUUCUACCAUUACCAUGGACGAACCUGUUGAGCGGAGAGUCAUACUUAGGGAUAGACAUUCAAAAAAUGGAUUUAAUUCCAAGAACAGAAGAACAAUGGGCUCUGGAGAUACAAAAUUAGCAAGAAAAACUGGUAAGGGUAGGAGUAAAGUGGAUGGGGAGAAUAUAGGCGGAAGAUUCAAGAAAGACAAAAGCAAUCAGGUGGAAGUGGAAAAGACAGAGACGGGGUCUAGAAAGACUAAAGUGGAGACACCUGAAGCAACCCUUAGAGUUGGGCUCGAUAUGUGCUCGAAAAGGGGGGAUAUAAUGGGGGCAAUUACGCUGUAUGAAUUGGCAAAGAAAGAUGGAAUAAAGUUGUCCCAGUACCAUUAUGCUGUUCUGUUGUAUCUUUGUUCAUCUGCAGCUACUGGGUUUGUCCAGCCGGCAAAAAGUGGGAGUGGUAGCCGGAGUUUGAGUCAAGUUGACCUGUCUAAGGAGAAUUCUAGUUUGGGUUCUGAAUAUUUGAGUGAUAUGGGAGAAGUGGCCAAAAGAAAUUCUGAUAGAAUUCAAUUGAAUAUACAGGAUCAUAAAACUAUUAAUGGUUAUCCUAUUGAAGUAUCAUUAGGUGAUUCGAGUAAGAGUUUUGAUGGAAAAAACGAUGGGAAAAACUUCUCAAAUGGGACUAUGCAGCUUCACCCAGAAACUUUGGAUGGACUUGUUCAACUGAUGAAGAAGAAAGCUGCUGUAGCUUUAAAUAUUAAAGAUGAUAGAGAUGAAAAAACAGGUUAUGAAAUUCAAGUGAGUGAGGAUGUAAAGAGAUUGGCACUCCAGAAGGGAUUUGAAAUCCACAAGGAGAUGCGUAUGGAAAAGGUUCCGAUGAAUGAAGCCACAUUUACAUCCGUGGCCAGAAUGGCUAUGUCCUUGGGUGAUGGUGACUUGGCAUUUGAUAUGGUUAAACAAAUGAAGGAAUUCGGGAUAAAUCCUCGACUGAGAUCAUAUGGCCCUGCUCUAGCUGUUUUCUGCAGUAAAGGAGAUGUUGAUAAGGCAUUUAUGGUAGAAAAACACAUGUUAGAACAUGGUGUAUAUCCAGAGGAGCCUGAGCUCAAGGCACUUAUGAAAGUAAGCAUAGAGGCUGGAAAGAGUGACAAGGUCUAUUAUUUGUUGCAUAAACUUAGAACGAGUUUGAGACAGGUUUCACUAGCUACGGCAGAUUUAAUUGAAAUGUGGUUUAAGAGCAAGAUAGCUACAAGAGUGGGUAAAAGAAAAUGGGAUAAAGAAUUCAUUAUUGAAGCAAUCAAAAACGGAGGAGGUGGCUGGCAUGGACAGGGUUGGUUGGGUAAAGGAAAAUGGACCGUCUCUCGCACACUUGUUGGAUCAGAUGGCUUAUGCAAAUGUUGCAGCGAAAAAUUAGUCACUAUUGACCUUGAUCCCGUAGAAACUGAAAAUUUUGCCAAGUCAGUGGCAGCUUUAGCUGCACAGAGAGAAAAACAUUCAAGCUUCCAGAAAUUUCAAAAGUGGCUCGACUAUUAUGGUCCAUUUGAAGCAGUUGUGGAUGGAGCAAAUAUUGGCCUUUAUAGCCAAAGAAGAUUUAAACCAUCUAAGAUAAAUGCGGUAGUGAAUGGAAUCCGCCAGAUGCUUCCUUCAAGAAAAUGGCCACUUAUUGUCUUGCAUAAUAGGCGCAUUAUGGGGGAGAAGAUGGAUGAACCUCUCAAUAGAGCAAUAAUCGACAAGUGGAAAAAUGCGGAUGCACUUUAUGCAACACCUACCGGAUCAAAUGAUGAUUGGUACUGGUUAUAUGCAGCUAUAAAAUUUAGAUGCUUACUUGUUACCAAUGACGAAAUGAGAGAUCACUUAUUUCAACUUUUGGGAAAUGAUUUUUUUCCUAAAUGGAAAGAAAGACAUCAGGUUCAUUUCAGAUUUUCUGAAACUGGUCCAGUUUUCCUCAUGCCGCCUCCAUGUUCUGUUGUAAUACAGGAGUCAGAGAGAGGCCACUGGCAUAUUCCAAUUGUAUCGGAAGUUGAACACGAGGACCAAAGAACAUGGUUAUGCAUCACGCGUGCAAACUCAAGCCUAGCAGCAGGGCUGGAUGGAGAAUCACAAAUAUCUCACUCAAAUACCCGGAAGAAAAACCAGGUUAAGCUUACAAUGGAAAGGCAUGGCAACCAUGACAAUGGUAAAUUGCAGGAACCUAUAGAAUCAGAGACAAAUUCGAAAACUAUUCUACAAUCUUCUACGUGGGGGAUACUUCCAGAACUCGAGGCUGCAGAGAAGCUUGGGAGCUGUGUAAUUGAUUUUCAAAUAUAG
This is a messenger RNA of Fraxinus pennsylvanica, 2547 nucleotides long. The record is from the annotation of a GenBank genome assembly. NCBI's taxonomy places the organism in Eukaryota, Viridiplantae, Streptophyta, Magnoliopsida, Lamiales, Oleaceae.